CACACUCGCUCUGCCUGCCUCUUUUGUUGUUCUGAUCAUUCACAGAAUACACACAUAAAGAUUCACCCACCCAAACCCUCAGGUCUCUCUCAUUCUUCAAAGGGACCCUGCAAUUCCUGAAACCCUAGAAAUCUCUCUCCGCCUUGCUCUCUCCGCUUCACGCCAUUCUCGUAAUCUGCAAGUGUUGGCUUGCAGAUAGCUUAUUACGUUUUCUCUGAAUUCAAUCUCAAAUUUAUUCCUGCAACUAUUCGAUUCGUUGAUGAUGGCCCACGGAAAAGUCAGUCUCCCUCAAGAUCUCCUCCCAUCUCCGGCGAUCUUCUCCUCCUCCGCCAAACCAGAUGAAGCCUUGGAGGGAAAUGCUGGGGAUAAGCCUCUAACAGGGUCGCUUGAUGAGUCAAAAGAUCACUUGGCAUCUGAGAACAGCAUACCUUUGUCUCCUCAAUGGCUGCAUUCCAAAUCAGUUGAGGCUAAGCCACUCUCAAGUGGACAUUCGGGGGAAGUCCAUGCACCAGGGUCCUUAGCUCUUGGUAACUCUUCCGAUUCCAAUACGAGAGAUGUUUGGCGUUCCGAUGGUUCUCGGGACAGAAAGGAUUGGAGGAGGAAUGCACCUGAUUUAGAUGGUAACCGUCGUUGGCGUGAGGAGGAGAGAGAAACUGGCUUACUUGGUAGGAGGGAUCGCAAAAAAGAAGAUCGCCGUGUAGGAGUCAGUAGUAGGGAUAUUACUGAAAAUAGAGCAGAAGAUCACCGAGUAGGUGGCCCUUCUACUAGGGAUGUUCCUGAGAAUAAAAUUAUGUCUUCUGACCGCUGGCAUGAAUCACGGAGAGACAACAAAUGGUCAUCAAGGUGGGGCCCUGAAGAUAAAGACAAGGAUUCUCGAAUAGAGAAAACAGAUCUUGAGAGAGAAGAUGCUCAUGUUGACAAGCAGUCUCUUGUCAGUAGCAAUCGUGCAAAUCCUGAACGUGAUGGUGAUUCUCGUGAUAAGUGGAGACCACGCCAUCGCAUGGAGGUUCAGUCUGGGGGGCCAGUGCCAUACCGUGCUGCACCAGGAUUUGGGAUGGCCAGAGGACAGGUGGAGAAAGUAGGAUUUGCUUCUGGACGAGGGAGGUCCCAAACUAGUGGUAGCGCACAGAUUGGGAGACCUUCCUACAUAUCCACUAUUGGGUCUGUUCCGGAUCAAAAUCAAAAUGUGUUGGGAAAAGCUGGCCCCCUUACUGAGAAGUUCCGUUACCCCAGGGGAAAGCUCCUUGAUAUUUAUCGUAAGCAAAAGACGGAAUCAGCUUUUGAUAUCGUGCCUGAAGGCAUGGAGCAUGUCUCUCCAAUAACCCAAGUAGGCUAUAUUGAGCCAUUGGCUUUUGUUGCACCUCAUGCAGAGGAAGAGGCUGGUAUUGAAGAUAUAUGGAUGGGAAGAAUCACCAGCAGUGAAGUAUUACCAUCCAGAGAAAAUAAUGUGUUAAAUGAUGAUGGUAAAGGAAAUACUAAUGCCUCCUUAAGAAAGGAGGUAGAUAGAAAGAUCUUACUGCAGUCUGAAGAAAAUGCUCUAUCUACUGGAGAGGCCAUUUUGAACAGUUCCUUUUCAGUUAUCAAUGUUGAGGGCUCAACUAUUUGUGGCUUGGGCACACUAUCUUUAAAUGAACGGGUUGAAGGUGCGCAGAGAUAUCCUAUUGGCACAGCAGGCACUGAUAGAUCUAAUAAGAAUUAUGAUCGCAGAAGUGCUGGGGAGAUUGACAGCCUUAGUGAUAGUGCUGCUGAAGUAAGAAUUCCUGGAUGCCAGGAUGUGAAAGAUUUUGGCCUCCCAAAGCAUUCUAUGUCAGAAAAUGAACCAGCUACUAUUGUGAUUGAUAGCCAGCUUCCUGAUUCCAGUUCACCUUUUCAUAUUCCAUCUCUACAGCAAGCCCCGAGUACUGAUCUAUAUGUCAGGAGCAAUGAGAAGGCAGAUUCAGAAAUAGUUGUCUCAUUUGAAGAUUUAAGUUUAUGCUAUCUUGAUCCUCAAGGAAACGUCCAGGGACCUUUCCUGGGGAUUGACAUACUUCAAUGGUUUGAGCAAGGCUUUUUUGGAUCUGACUUAUUACUGCGCUUGACUGAUGCCCCUGAUGGUUCUCCAUUUCAAGAACUUGGUGAAUUAAUGCCAAAUUUGAAAACUCAAUCUGGAUUGAUCUCUAACUCCAAUUUGCAUACCAGAGAAUCGUUUGAUGGUGUUGGAAGCAUCGUGGAAGAGAGAAAAAUGGCUCCUCACUUUGAGGAUUCUACCAAUAUAAAUAUUCAACAUUGGACUUCAUCUGGACUUGAACCUACCUCUAGUGAUGAUUUGCACUUCAGAGUAUCCAAUUAUGGUUACAACUCUGAACUCCAGUACCUUGAUAAUCAAAGAUUUCAAAAUUAUGUUGAAGAAGAUGAGGAAAUAGUUUUUCCUGGGAGGCCUAAAAGUAGCAGUGGCUUUCCUCUGAGGAGACCUUCAGCUGAUAUUCAGGGCUCUUUUUCAAAUUCCCAUAGCCUCCCUUCCCUCACGGAUGAAGUUUCUGAAAGCAUCCUGCCUAAUCGCCAGGAUGAUAAGUUACACCCUUUUGGCCUGUUGAUGUCUGAGCUCAGAGGCAGCUCUCAUCUAAGACCUGCUCAAGCUUCCAAUGUGUCUUUAGGCAUGGAUGAUCAGGCGCAGUUUAGAGAUACCUUGUUUGAGGGAAAUAUCCCCAAACUUAAUUGGUUGAAUGAUCCUAAUAUCCCGAUGCAUCAAGUAGUGCCUGAUAUGGAACAUUUAAUAGAACUACAGCGUCAAGAGCAGGAACAUCGACUGUUGGAACUUCAACAACAACGCCAGCUGGAAUUUCAGCGUCAGCAGCAGCACGAGUUGGAAUUUCAACAGCAGCGGCAAUUGGAACUCCAGCAACAGCGUCAGUUAGAGCUACAGCAGCAGCGUCAGUUGGAGCUGCAGCUGCAGCGCCAGUUGGAAAUACAGCAACAUCGCCAGUUUGAGUUGCAGCAACAACGCCAGUUGGAGCUACAGCAACAACGACAAUUGGAGCUUCAGCAACAGCAACACCAUUUGGAGCUUCAAGAACAACAGCAGCGGAAGAUGGAGCUUCAGCGUCUUCAACAACAGCGGCAGUUGGAGUUUCAGCAGCAGCAGCAGCGUCAAUUGGAGCUUCAGCAACAGCAUCAUCACUUAGAGCUUCAGCAACAGAAACAGCAACAUCAGUUGGAGCUUCAGCCUCAGCACCAUUUGGAGCAGCACCUUCGUCAACAACAGCUGCAAAAGUUGCAGCAGCAACAGCAGUCCCAAGCUGAACAAUUGCUCCUUGAACAGUUAUUGAGUCGGCAGAUGUCUGAUAGUUAUGGGCAGUGGAAGAUGGAUGCGACACUAGCCAACCUUCACGAUCAGUUACAUUCUAGUAACCACCUCUCAAAUGAUCUGCAUCAUGUAAGUCGUUCACCAAGGCAAGAUCCCUCACUUGAUCAGAUCAUCCAAGCAUCUAUGCGUGAGGGUGCGCUCCCUGGACAGACUGAUUUUCUUGACCUCAUAUCUCAGGCCAAGCAAGGGAAUAGGAACACUUUGGAGCUGCCACUCCGUCUUAAUGAACAAGAGUUGCAGGCACAAAAAAUAUCAAUGGCAUUGAGAGAGCAGCAGCAGAUAGAAGGGGAAAGGCGUAUUGGUGGGCCUUGGUUUGCAGAUGAAGCAGGUCCUUUUAUGAGGGAUCCUGCUGGGCAUCACCAGGCUCACAUGUUGGGACAUAAUUCUUCAGAAAAUUACCAGCUACAGCAGAGAUUUCCAUCCAAUGAGCAGGAACUAAGCCAUCGCAAUUGGAAUCGUGCCUCUCAGGAGAGACCUGAGGGAGGUUUCUAUGAACUCAACCCUACGGAAUUUGAUAGGUUCACUGUUCCUGCUGGUUCUCACGGGAUGAACUUGGAUAUUGCAAACACACGUGGACAAGAUCGAGAUGUGAGGGAACAAUAUCGUUUUAAUUCCUCUAUUGAUGAGCGCGGAUCUUUAUCUUCUGGGGUAUCCUCUCACCAUCAAUUGGUUUCUGAUGAGUUCUAUGCUUCUCAUCAAAGCUUGCCAUCUGGGAACAAUGGACCGCUAGAAAGUAGCUGCACUGAAGCUGUGAUGCCUUAUUUGCGUCGUGAUGCUGAGCAAAACCGACGAGACACGGAAGCCACUGAUGUUUUUUCUACUUCAAAUAGAUGGGCUUCAAAUAGCAGUGAUAAGGAACAGUCCAAGCAAAUUUUGAUCGACAUGCAUCAAAAACUUGGUCAUCAGCCUACGCAGUCAUCAGAAUUUGAUUAUCAGCAUCACCUAUCCUCUUCCAGAAGUCAGGGCUCUGUACAUCUUCCUUAUAAUGUUCUUCCAGAUCAGUCAGUUGGUUUGAACAACUCCUUCACAGAACAGUUGGGUAGUUAUGGUAUGAACGAGCAACCAACUAAUCUAGCAAGACGAUCUGAUCCUAGGGCAUACAUGGACGCUCAGUUCUUUUCAGGAAACAUGGAUACUCCUUAUGAAGGCAACAUGGCAGAGCAACAAGACACGGCCGUUGGUAGUGGGGAACUACCUAGUAAUACCCAUAGCAGGCAUAGCUCACUGAGCAGUGCUGGUGGAUGUGGGGGUUUUCACAUCUCUGAGAUGGGAGUGGAUAAAUCUCUUGGAGAAGAUGCUUCUGAUGGGAGGCUGCCUUCUACUACAACCAAAGGGUUUGAUAGUGCUACACCAAGACGACGCAUCUCAUCAUCCCAGGAUGUUUUGUCUGAUACUGCAGUCUCUCUACCUGUUAAGCCAAGAAGCUCAAUAAGCCUCAGAACUUCUGAAGGAAAUGCUGCCACAAUGGUCUCUGAAUCUCCGGCAUCUAGGCCAAAUCAGGCACAGUUCAGGAGGGCUUCAUCUUAUACUGAUGCUGGUGUCUCUGAGACAUCAUUUAUGGAUGUCCUUAAGAAACCAGUUAUUCCAGAGGCUGAUAACAGGGGUGCGAUGGAGUCAUCUGAUGGAGGUGGUCAAUUGGGGCGAACUAGCAAGAAGAAAGGCAAGAAAGGAAGGCAGAUCGAUCCUGCUCUACUUGGUUUUAAGGUAUCCAGCAACCGGAUCAUGAAGGGUGAGAUUUAUCGCCUGGAUGAUUGAUGUAACGGAGCCCUGCGUGGUGGGAGACAAGCCAGAUUGGCACAUGUAUAAACACUAUAAAUCUUUUCAGGUGUAAAGAAUGCACAGCUAACUUGAGAUGUGGAUAACUACUUUUUCAUUUAGUUUUCCAGCUUUCUCCAUCAAAGGUAGAUAUGCAGGUUUAAGCUGGUAUAUAUAUGGGUAUAAACAAGGAGGGUGUCAAAUUUUGUAAGAGAAGCAUAGCAAUAGAA
Messenger RNA from Argentina anserina (silverweed cinquefoil), 5328 nucleotides. Its product is annotated as protein ESSENTIAL FOR POTEXVIRUS ACCUMULATION 1-like. The transcript has 10 exons. Lineage: Eukaryota; Viridiplantae; Streptophyta; Magnoliopsida; Rosales; Rosaceae. Gene Ontology annotation, molecular function: protein binding. Bases 260 to 5098 code for a protein of 1612 amino acids. The record is from RefSeq and is a predicted model, not a curated record.